AUGGAGGAGGAAUUUCAAGAAUCCGAAGUCAUUUUUCAAGAAAACAUUUCAAACGAAGAAAAUGAUCAAGAAGAGUACUACAAAUUCCAAAAUCGAGAUUUUAUCAGUUCAAACACUAGGAAGCUGCAGAGUAGAAAGAGGCCGAAGCGAAUGUCCAAUUCCGUCCCCAUUAAUAUUCCCGAUAACUUGUCUAGAAAUAGUUCAUGGUUCAAGUACAUGGAAAAUAAUGAAUCACGGUUUUUGGAAGACGGUGAAUACGAUGACGGAGAAAUGGUACCACCACAUGUGAUCACCGGCCGGAGAAUCGCCAGAAAAAUGAUGACAUUUUCUGUUUGUAGUGGUUAUGGAAGGACAUUAAAGGGAAGAGAUUUGAGUCAAGUAAGGAAUUCAAUUCUUAGGAUGACUGUGACAAUGCCAAUGGUGAAAGAAUUGGUGAUGAGAAUUGCAAAUCCAAGUGAUGGCACAGUGUUUGUGUUUUCUGCGAAUUUCUUUUGUCUCAUCAAAAGAAAAAGCCAAACACAAACAGCUGGUUUUGAAGGAUGA
Molecule: messenger RNA, 543 nt
Organism: Lycium ferocissimum
Lineage: Eukaryota; Viridiplantae; Streptophyta; Magnoliopsida; Solanales; Solanaceae
Product: protein S40-1-like
Exons: 2
Coding region: 1-543 (180 amino acids)
Source: RefSeq, a predicted model, not a curated record